Molecule: messenger RNA, 4045 nt
Organism: Chaetomium strumarium
Lineage: Eukaryota; Fungi; Ascomycota; Sordariomycetes; Sordariales; Chaetomiaceae
Product: SNF2 family N-terminal domain-containing protein
Exons: 5
Coding region: 1-3951 (1316 amino acids)
Biological process (GO): protein polyubiquitination; DNA damage response
Cellular component (GO): nucleus
Molecular function (GO): ATP-dependent chromatin remodeler activity; ubiquitin protein ligase activity; ATP binding
Source: RefSeq, a predicted model, not a curated record
AUGGCCGUUCGACAUCAGAGUGCGUUGUUAGAGCUGGAGCUCCAGAUUGAAGUUGAAUGGAAUGAGAGGACGACAAUAUGGGGCAGUGAGCGUUCGAACUCCCAAUCUCAGCAGGCUCUUCGAGAGGAAGUCUUGAAAACGUGUGAGCGGCCUUCGUGGUCUCCUCAGGACUUCUAUGAGGCUGCAUGUGUUCCCGACAAGGCAUCCCUUGACGCAGCGGUCUCGUCCAUGGAAAUACCUAAGUUGGAGGCCACUCUAUAUCCCUUUCAGCGCAGGGCUGUACAGUGGCUUCUACGGCGGGAAGGUGCGGAAUGGUCUCCCGGUUCCCACGCAAGGGCACCUGGCGUUCGACCUUAUGUCAUGUCAGCAUCAUCCGAGCUUCCCAUUUCAUUUACGUCGGCCAAAGACGCAGACGGAAGUACCAUCUAUCUCAGCCCUUUGCUUGGAGUCGCCACUAGAGACACGGCAUUAUUUCGAUCUGUGCAAGAUCUCCGCGGUGGUAUCCUCGCGGAGGAGAUGGGGCUAGGGAAAACGCUGGAAAUGAUUGCCCUAAUACUUUUGCACCGGCGCCUUGAAUCCCCCGUCAUGGUUUUCGACCCUUUCUUGGGACGUGACCUCCUCACAGCAUCGGCGACCCUGAUCAUUGCUCCUUCAACGCUUCUUGACCAAUGGCUUUCCGAACUCAGCCUUCAUGCACCGAGUCUGAAGGUCAUGUUCUAUCCUGGAGUCAAGAAAAUAGCAAAGCUGAAGCCCGGAAGUCAUGAGAUCUCGGCCGAGCAAUUGGCCCAGCAAGAUGUGGUGAUCACCACAUAUGAGGUCCUCAGAUCCGAGAUCUGGGCGGCGUCUGAUGAGCCGGGACGUACCUUGCGCAAUGAGCAGCAGUACGAACGGCUGAAGUCCCCUCUUGUCCAGCUGUCGUGGUGGCGAGUGUGCAUUGAUGAGGCACAGAUGGUCGAAAACUGGACCAAUAAUUCCGCAAAGCUGGCAAGGAAGAUUCCUCGUGUGAAUGCUUGGGGUGUUACAGGGACACCAGUCAAAGAUGAUAUCCGGAAAGAUCUCCGGGGGCUACUUCUUUUCCUGCGCUACGAACCGUACGCUUCGGACGCGAAGACCUGGAAGCUCCUGACCACCUUCGAUAAGGGUUCCUUCCGGAAGCUAUUCAGGUUAAUAUCAAUGCGACACAGCAAGAGUCUCGUGAGGGACGAGAUCUCCAUACCGCCACAAAAGCGGUAUGUGAUCACCACACCGUUUACCGCUGUGGAGCAAGAGUAUUACCAGAGUCUUUUCGAGGAGCUUGCCGCGACCUGUGGCUUGGACGCUCAGGGGAACCCUCUCCAAGCCGGGUGGGACCCCGAGGAACCGUCUGUGCAAAGCGCGAUGCGCGUGGCCCUCGACCGACUGCGCCAGACUGUUUUACAUCCCGAAGUGGGAAACCGGGUCCGCCGAGCAUUCGGACAAAAGGUUGCUCCUAUCCGGACAGUUGCGGAGGUCUUGGACGCCAUGAUGGAACAAUCAGAUAGCGCCAUACGAGCAUACCAGCGCAGCCUUUUGUUGGAAAGAUUAUACAGAGGACAGAUGCUUGCUUCAAAAGCCACAGAAACGGUGACUGAAUGCCGUGUAAAGCUGGACAAGGAAGUCGAAGAGGCCCGAAAAGGGAGCACGAGAGAACCCCAGCUUUCACCUGACGAUGGUGGGGAGGAAGACCGGGACGAAGUCGUGGCCCCACGGGUGGGAGAGGCUCGACGCCGGCUACGAUCCGCACUGGAGAUACAACACGCGGCGGUCUUCUUCUGCGCAAACGCAUACUUUUCGUUGAAAUCGAACAUAGAGGUAACGGUUCCAGACUCGGAAGAGUUCAAACGGUUGGAGAGGCUUGAGACAGAAGGGUACCAUCGUGCUAGAGAGAUCAGGAAAGAGAUUCUUCACGAGAGCCAUACCAAAGCGAAGAAGUUGAUGGGCCGGCUGGAGAGAAUGGCUGAACGGCAGGCCUUCGGUGUCAUCCCCGGGUUCAAGUCUGUCGACAAGAAGGGUAUUGAGAGCAGCAGAAUCGCCGAAGCCCUUGAAGACCUCAGCGUGGCGCUGGAUGAACAGGCCGUCCAGCUCGAUAACUGGCGCGAACAUGUUCUACAACUGCUGCUUAAACCUUUGGUCGAUGAAGAAGUCGACGAGACUACAGGCGAAGAAUACGGCGAAUCAGCUAAACUCCAGGACGAAAUCCUGGUCUAUCUGCAGAUUUUGCGAACAGCACUUGCAGACAGGCAUGAGGCGAUAACAGGACAAAAGAACUUCCUAGUAGAACACGAGAUUGAGGUGGCUGCGCGGAUGGCCGGCGAAGGGGAUGGACCAGCUCCCAAGAAGCUUCUCGGGCUUCUGAGGGUCCGCGAAAUUGUCAAGCCGCGGAUUGCUGAAGGGUAUGUCCACACGUCAAUGCGAGGGCUCGUGUCAGAACUUCGAGGUCUGUCGGUCCAGUUCCGGCACGACGCAGCGUCUGGGAGCUCAAGGGCAGCAAAAGAGCUUGCUAUUGCCUCCGAUUUGCUCAGGUCUACACUCAGUCGGCAGGCAGAGCAAACGAAGGCUAUAACGGUCCUGGAGAAGGAGAUUGAAAAGUUCAUGGACACUCUGAACGCUCGAAUAGACUACUAUCGGCAGCUCCAAGAGGUUUCCGACAUGGUUGCGGAUUAUGCUGACCCAACAGAAAGCGACGCACUGAACAUAGCCCUCCAAGCAGGUCAAGGCCGGGAAGAGCGGCUGCAAGCAAAGCUGGCCGCUGCAGAGUCGAAGUACCGAUAUUUGGUACAUCUCAAGGAGGCGGAGUCGAGCUCUGAAGAGCAACGCACGUGUGUCAUCUGCCAGUCAACCUUCACGAUCGGCGCCUUGACAGUUUGCGGACACCAAUUCUGCAAGGAGUGUAUCACUCUGUGGUUGCGAGCGCAUCGCAACUGCCCUGUCUGCAAGAGGCAUCUGCACCGAACCGACCUUCAUGACAUCGCCUUGAAGCCGCAGGAGCUCAAGGUUCGCUCGGAGACACAUCACAGAAACAACACUGAAGACCCGAACGGGCCACAACCAUCUCCGACCAGAAGGGCUUUGACCAUCUACAGUGAAUUCAACGCCGAGAAGCUCGCUGAGAUCAAAAACAUGGAGCUAGAUGGUCCGAGUUUCACGACAAAGGUCGAUACUCUUACUCGUCAUAUCUUGUGGCUAAGGGAGGCGGAUCCUGGGUCCAAAUCCAUCGUCUUCUCUCAGUACAAAGAGUUCCUGGACGUCCUGGCGGUUGCAUUUCAAAGGUACCGCAUCGGCUUCACGUCGUUUGACAAGGCACAUGGCAUCACCAGUUUCAAGGAGGACCCUGCCACGGAGGUGUUCCUACUCCACGCGCGAGCCCAUGCCAGCGGACUGAAUCUCGUCAACGCCAACCACGUGUUCCUGUGCGAGCCGCUACUCAAUACGGCGCUGGAGCUCCAGGCCAUUGCCCGGGUUGACCGGAUUGGGCAGCUGCACGAGACCACGGUCUGGCUGUACGUCGUUGACGGCACCGUGGAGGAGUCGAUUUACGAGCUGUCGGUGCGGAGACGCAUGGAACACAUGGGUCGAAAUGCGAAGGGCAGAGGCAGGGGCAAUGGCGCGGGAAUGGACCAGAAGGAUAAGGGCACGGACGAGGCUGAAGCAUACGCGCCUGUAUCGCUGGAUACAAAUCUUGACGAAGCCAAUGCGCUCGAAAUGCAGCAGGCGCACUUGUCCAAGUUGAUGGGCAGGGAUGGCGUCGCGGGCGAGGCGGUGGACGGGGAUGAUCUGUGGACUUGUCUCUUUGGGCACCUGCAACGUAAAGCGGGCAGAGAAGACCAGAAUCCUGUCAAUGAGUCUACUCGUCGCUUCUUGGCCGCUGAAGCGGCGGAGAGGCGGAUGGGUGAGGGGGAUAUGGUGGCAGUGGGAAGGGGUUCGAUAAACUGACACAACCGAGCUUUGGUUUAUGUUGAUACCUGAUAUAGGCUCAUAAUAACCGCAACGUAUCGAAUGGAAAAUCAACGACCAAACUGGAAGAAGU